Messenger RNA from Glycine soja, 1053 nucleotides. RefSeq names its product protein THYLAKOID ASSEMBLY 8, chloroplastic-like. NCBI's taxonomy places the organism in Eukaryota, Viridiplantae, Streptophyta, Magnoliopsida, Fabales, Fabaceae. The coding region runs from base 30 to 746 and encodes 238 amino acids. Gene Ontology annotation, molecular function: RNA binding; protein binding. The record is from RefSeq and is a predicted model, not a curated record. Gene Ontology annotation, biological process: chloroplast organization; Group II intron splicing. The transcript has a single exon.
UUCAUUUCAUCUUCUGUUAUACAUUAUCGAUGGCUCUGUGUCUGUUCCAAAACCCCACCUUCCUUAAACUUAAACCCCAACCUUCAACCGCCACGACGCCGAGGUGGGGCUACGUUCGGGUGCGGUGCGGUGGACCGCGGUCCCAUCGAACCCCUCUGGUGAAAGGCCGAAUCCUGAGCAUCGAAGCAAUCCAAGCCAUCCAAACCUUAAAACGCCUCCACCGAACCAACCCUCCAGAACUCACCUCCCUCGUCUCCAACACCCUCACGCGCCUCAUUAAAUCCGACCUCCUCGCCACCCUGCGGGAGCUCCUACGCCAGCAGCACUGCACCAUCGCCCUCCGCGUCUUCUCCACCCUCCGAUCCGAAUACGGCGCCGACCUCUCCCUCUACGCCGAGAUGGCACAAACCCUCGCCGCCAACGACAUGACCGACCACCUGGACCGUCUGAUCCUCGACCUCGCAUCUGAGAAUGAAAUCAAGUGCGGCGACGAUCACAAGGGGCUAGCCAGUUUGAUCAAGGCCGUCGUUGCUGCCAGGAGCAGAGAAUCAACUGUCAGGAUUUACGGGCUCAUGAACAAGAGUGGAUAUGGUUCCGUUACUGAACCCGAUGAGUAUGUGGUUGAGGUUUUGGUUAGUGGGCUCAAGAGUUUCGGGGAAGAGGCUCUUGCUAAAGAACUUCAACAUGAAUACAAAAUUGCACUUGCUAAGUUCUCUACGCCCCAAUUAAACACAUUACGCUUUUAGUCAAGUUUGUAAAUAUUUCUUCUUCUUCUUCUUUUUUUUUUUUUUUUUUUAAUAUAGUCAUUAGGUAGCUGCAGAAGAAGAAUGUCCUGGCAAUUUGUCAACCCCAAUUUAUUUUUUCUUACAAAUGUUAUGAUUAGAAUAUGCUUUACAGUGUUGCAGUAAGCUUAUUUUGAAUUGAAUGGUUUCUGAUUAAUUUAUACUCACUUUAUGAGCAAUGUAUAUUAUUAUAUUAACACAUUCUUGGGAUUUCAGACUUAAAGACUUGUAGGUAAUAAAUAUAUAUAGGCAAAGUUCUGAAUUAGCUACU